Molecule: messenger RNA, 1979 nt
Organism: Dromaius novaehollandiae (emu)
Lineage: Eukaryota; Metazoa; Chordata; Aves; Casuariiformes; Dromaiidae
Gene: TIGAR
Product: TP53 induced glycolysis regulatory phosphatase
Exons: 6
Coding region: 141-980 (279 amino acids)
Biological process (GO): negative regulation of glycolytic process; regulation of pentose-phosphate shunt
Cellular component (GO): cytosol
Molecular function (GO): fructose-2,6-bisphosphate 2-phosphatase activity
Source: RefSeq, a predicted model, not a curated record
AGCGGGAACAGAGGGGUGGGGCGUUGCAGUGCAGGCACGACGAGCGGGCCGGCGCGCUGUUGCGCGCCUGCGUGCGAGACGCGUCCGCCGCGCGCUUUUCCGCGGUGGGGGGGCGGCGCGGCGCGGCGCGGCGGCGCGUCAUGGCGUGCUUCGGGCUGACCAUCGUGCGGCAUGGGGAAACAAGAUACAACAAAGACAAGAUACUGCAAGGUCAAGGAGUGGAUGAGCCCCUCUCUGAUACUGGUUUCAGACAAGCAGAUGCUGCUGGUGAAUUUCUCAGUAAUGUGAAGUUUACCCAUGUCUUUUCAAGUGACCUCCUUCGAGCAAAGCAGACUGCUGCCACAAUUAUACGAAAAAAUAAGUUUUGCAAAGAUUUGGAAAUCAAGUAUGAUGCAAGACUUCGAGAGAGAAAGUAUGGUGUUGCAGAAGGAAGGCCUUUGACUGACCUGAAGGCAAUGGCAAAGGCUGCUGGAGAACAGUGUCCUUCAUUCACGCCUUCUGGAGGAGAAACACUGAAUGAAGUGAGAGAACGUGCAAGGGAUUUCUUUGAAUUUCUGUGUCAGCUAGCUGUUGAAGUGGGACAGAAAGAACAAGACAUGCAUAGUGCAGCAAGCAACAGCUUAGGAACAUCUGAAGUACAGUCGGUUUUCCCUUGGACAAACCAUUACAGUGAACCAGAACUUAGCUCUGGUAACGGUGGAGCUUCUGAACUAUUAGAUGCCAAUAUAUUAGUGGUGAGUCAUGGGGCAUACAUGAGAAACUGGAUUGACUAUUUUGUUUCACAUCUCAAGUGUACUUUGCCAACAACUUUAACAAAGUCUCAGUUGUCUUCUGUGAGUCCCAAUACAGGAGUUAGUCACUUCAUUAUAAAACUUGAUAAUGAAAAUAUAUUAAGGCCUGAAAUCAACUGCGUUUGUCUUAAUCAAGACUCUCAUUUAGCAGAUGUGAGUACUGAAUGUGUAGCUCCAAAAAUGUUUUAGGAGUCUUCAGAGGAGAAGUGAUUUUUAGAUCAUCAUCAUACAAGCUUGGGAAAACUUAGUUAUUGAUGGAAUUGACUGGAGUUAUUUGCACUACACUGCAAUAUUGAAGAAUUGCUACUAUUUACCACCUUAAAAUAACAUGCAAUUUGCAUGGUCCUAGUACCUGCUAUAAGUUGAUGCUGGAGAAAUAACGCAAAUGCUCUUUACGAACAGAAAUAUAAUACUUCUGUUCAGUCACUUGCAUACAUGUUCCUGGAGUGCAUAAUUUCAAAAAGUUCUUACUAUUAGCCCAUAAUUCUUUUGGUUAUAAGAACUGAGGCGCAGGAGUGGGGGAGAAUGGUACUUCAAAGAUGAAGUGUACCAUAUUCUUGUUUCAUUACAAAGUGCUAUACUGUAAUAAUAAACACAUGUUGUUUUAAAACAACUUUCUUGAAUGCAGUAGUAUAACUUGAAAAAGAACAUUGUCUUGUGGGAGAAGUUUCCCUCAGGGAGAGGGGACAUGUUCCUGUCUCUGCUACUAAAGAGCUGUGAGACCCUGGGUAAAUCACUUUUCCAUUUGUAAAAUGUGGAUGGUGGUAUAUACCUACUUCACAGGAAUGUUUUGCAAGAAAAUCAGUAAGUGUUGAGACCUCUGCUAAAAAGCAGUGUACAAACAUAAAGUAUUUAUUUUUAAGCAGGAUGAGGAACCUAAUGCACACAUAGCUGAAACAACAGUCUCCAUUCUGAAAAGUAAUCUUAUCAGUUGUGGUAAAUUGUACCCACCUAGAAUCUUCUUGUUAUUUAUGGGAGAGUAAUCUGAGGAUAUAUGCAAGUUUGAUUGCUUGAUGAUUGCUUAUAGUUACUGUUAGUACUGUUUUCCUUCUCCCCCGGGGUGUUUGUAGUGUUACGGUGUAUGCUUGUCUGAUUUAUGUGUUACUUAUAAUCUCCAAAUACGUUUUCCUCACUUACAUAUUUUAAGCCUGUAAACAAAAUUAUUAAAGGCUCCUGUGUAGAACUUCA